AAAGCCCUUCAUUUUCAGUACUUCCAGUGCUCCCAUAUUUCAUUCAUCUCCUAUUGGCAAAAAGUCCUAUGUGUGUGACCGGUAGGAAAAAAUUGUUACAAUUUUUAUUUAUGCUUUAGAUUGCCGUCUAACGAAGAUGCUACUGAAUCCACAAAUAAGAAAUUACUCGAUACAAAUAUGGAAAUCAUUAACCUGUGCACGAAAAUAUUGAACAUUAUGACUACUGACAAAAAAUCUCGACAGCAAACCUACCCUCCAGCAAACGGUGACUUAACACUGGAGUUUCCGCUCGAGAAUGAAGACCAGUUAGAGAUGCUGGAAGCAUCUUUAAGAGACGAAAAGUACAAACAGCAAUAUACUGCUAAGAUGGCUAGCUGCCUUCAGAGUGAUCCAAAGUUAUCACUUAAGGUCAUGAUGCACCAUGUUAUAAAACCUGAAGUGGGUUUGAAGUUUACAUUCCAGGGGACUUUGACAAAGUCAAGCAUUGUGCCUUAUGCCUUUUAUAAAAUAAUGAGAUCUUUAAUUAUGUCGCACUUCUCCGGCCAACUAAUGACGACGAGAGAGAUUGGUUACAUGAUGGAUAGGGCCACGAAAUCGUACUUUCAUAAUUUGAAAGAUCGUGUCCAAAGACGUAAGCGGAAGCAAGGAAUUAAGGUAAUAUUGCGAAACGCCUACUUACUUUUAUAAGUGAACGUUUA
This is a messenger RNA of Trichobilharzia regenti, 698 nucleotides long. The record is from the annotation of a GenBank genome assembly. NCBI's taxonomy places the organism in Eukaryota, Metazoa, Platyhelminthes, Trematoda, Strigeidida, Schistosomatidae.